Molecule: messenger RNA, 1826 nt
Organism: Danio rerio (zebrafish)
Lineage: Eukaryota; Metazoa; Chordata; Actinopteri; Cypriniformes; Danionidae
Source: RefSeq, a predicted model, not a curated record
CCUACACUAGCACAGCCUCUGAGAUGAGAGGAACUACUGUGGUUCUACUUGCUCUUCUGACUGGAGCACUGAAUUCUUGUUGUAGAUCAUUUAACCUUAGAGAUGAUGAGAGACAAAGUGAGCAUUCAGAAAACAGAGCUGUUAAAGACAAAAAAGCCUUGACAUGUACUGCAAGAUAUUUACUAUUUUCAUGCCAUGGCUACCUUGUAGAGAAUGGUCAGUUUACACGCAUGAUGAUUCUUUCGGAGGAAAAACUUGAAGUGAUUUUAAUGCAGGGUAUUAUUUUAAGACACCCAAAACUCUGCCUUUGUGAAGUUCUAGAUAUGCGGUUUCUGUGUGGGCAGAACAAAGUAGAGCCCAAUCAACCACCUGUCCUGGGUUGUAAGGAUUUCAAUCAACCUUUGCACAGUUUAAAGCACAGCCAUGUGUAUUUCGUACUGAUGAAAUACGAUCUGAAAAAUGGAAACUUUUUAAGUAGUUCCGGGACAAAUGGACAUCAAAUAAUGUGUGAACUAAAUGUGAAAAAUCUAAAAAAUGGAGACUUUUCAGGAAGUUCCUGGACAUACGGACUUCACAUAAUGUGUGAAUUGAAUGUGAAAAAUUGCAAUGGUGGAAUGGGGUGUGUAUGCUUCACCGUUUACAUUUACAUGGCUGCAGAGGACCAGGUGAAUGUUACAGACAGACUGUGCAUAAGAAGUGGAGCCUGGUUAACAACAGCUAAUUUCACUGAAUCAUAUAAUGCACAGAGACUCACUAUCUGGUGUAAAGCAGCUGUAAAACUGUCAAGACCAGCAGUAAAAGUUCUCAAUGGUACCUUUAUUAAACAGACAGAAGACUGGACAAUACCUUCAUUGAUCUGUUUGUUUACUACUUUGCAUUGCCAGCUUAUCCUGUCACACAACCAUUUGUGUAUGAUCUCUCUCAUGAGGGGGAGCGGUGAUUGUAAAGGCACAUAUCGCAGUGUUGUUUACCAGCUCAUAUGGACUGUUUCACUGAAGAAACUCAAGGAGUUAAACCGAAUGGCUAAUAGCUCCUCCAUAUUAAAUAUGCACACCUGCACAGACAUGUGGAACCCUAAAGAAAUAAGUCUACUACAAUGGCAGAUCUGCACUCUACUCUGCAAGGGUCUGGUUCACCAGUGGAUAAUGAGAGCUCUGCUAAUCACUGCUUCUCUGUUUUUAAUCAGUCAGACUGCAGUUGUGACAGCUGUAAGCUAUACUCAAAGGUAUGUUUUUACCCAGAGAUCCAGGAACUCAAAUCAGAGAUUUCUUCUGCUUUUCACAAUGUCAUGGUGCUCUUUGAGUCCACCUACUGUAACUAGACAAUCAACUGGAUGUUCCUGCAAACUUCACCACACAGCAUUUGGGAUUACUUUUGUCUUAUGCCUCUCCUGUGUUCUGGGGAAAACAAUAGUGGUCUUAAUGGCCUUUAAGGCUACAUUUCCAGGGAGCGAUGUAAUUAACAAGUGGUUUGGACCAUUGCCUCACAGACUCAGUGUUUUUGCCUUAAUACAGAUACUUGUUUUUGUUUUUUGUUUUUUAUUCUGGUUCCAUUUAUUUUACUUAAACUUGAACUAUUACCAGGAAAAGAAUACAGUAGAAUAUGAUGUGUUCUAUGACACAGGUUUUUUUCCUAGUUUUGAUCACUUGAGGCUCAGUUUCAUUCUGACAGUUCUUGACUUGCCAUGUACUAUGGUCUGUUACUCAGUGUUGAACAUACAUGCAAUUAUGGCUGGAACAACAAGAAUAUCACUCAGAGCAAUGCAAAUACUAGUGUAUAUGGAAACAAAUACACUUAUUUAAAAUUAAAAAUGUUUUUUCCCCUCA